Messenger RNA from Apus apus (common swift), 10533 nucleotides. It is a transcript of the gene LCOR, whose product is annotated as ligand dependent nuclear receptor corepressor. The record is from RefSeq and is a predicted model, not a curated record. Gene Ontology annotation, cellular component: nucleus. The transcript has 9 exons. Gene Ontology annotation, biological process: regulation of transcription by RNA polymerase II. The coding region runs from base 638 to 1939 and encodes 433 amino acids. Lineage: Eukaryota; Metazoa; Chordata; Aves; Apodiformes; Apodidae. Gene Ontology annotation, molecular function: DNA binding.
CCACCCCCGCCCGCCGCCCAGAAGAUGGCGAGCCCGUGCGGGCGGCAGCAGUGCUCCAUCGAGAGGCGCGGCGUCCGCCACCAGCUCGAUUCGUGGCGACACAAGCUCAUUCACUGUGUAGAUCCAGUUUCUGAUCCUACUUCCACAUUUGGGAGUAUGCAAGGGACAAACGCAUCUCUUUGCGUAGCUUGACUGGAUAUCCCAAGACUAGGAUGUCAGGUUGGUCGGCCCUUUCCCACUGUUCCUGCCACUUCCUGAAGCCUGAAUUGGCUUUUUUUGGAGGCAGUGCUACUUCUCUGCCUGACAAGGGUUUGAAAGUAUUCUAGAAGGCCUGUUUGGACCUGGAUUAUUAAAAGAUCUCAGUUUGUUUAAAGACUGUGAGCCUGAAGGUGUUUCUGAUUGGUCUUUUGAUGAAAAUUGUCUUUUCUGCUGCCUGAGAAGAGAAAAAGUGAAGGAACACUUAGUCAGUCUGGAUGAGCCAGCCUCGGAAGCUGGACAAGAAGCUCUGCUUAGACAAGAGCAAGCAAAAAUCAUUCGUUUUGAAAGGCAAGCGGAAGAGUUCCUCAAUGCAGUCUUUUACAGAAAAGACAGUCCUAGGGUCUCUGACCCCAAUAUUCCCCUAGUGGCCCGUGAGAUCAUGCAGCGAAUGAUCCGACAGUUUGCUGCUGAAUAUACCUCAAAAAAUAGCUCUACUCAGGACUCCAGCCAGCCCAAUAGCACAAAGAACCAAAGCCUGCUGAAAGCAUCUCUGGUCGCCUCCUCUCCCACGGCUGCAACUGCUCAGAACCCUGUGCUCAGCAAACUUCUCAUGGCUGACCAAGACUCACCUCUGGACCUUACUGUCAGAAAGUCUCAGUCAGAACCUAGUGAACAAGACGGUGUGCUUGAUUUAUCCACUAAGAAGAGUCCUUGUGCCGGCAGCACCUCUCUGAGUCAUUCUCCAGGGUGCUCCAGUACUCCGGGAAAUGGGCGACCUGGGAGACCCAGCCAGCACCAUCCGGAGGGACUACAGAGUGGUGAUGGGGUACCUCCAAGAAGCUUGCAGGAUGGAACCAGGGAAGGUUAUGGCCACUCCACAUCUCUUAAAGUACCGCUGGCUCGAUCACUCCAGAUUAGUGAAGAACUGCUGAGCAGAAACCAGUUUUCUACAGCUGCCAGCCAUGGGCCAUCUGGACUACAGAAUCAUGGACAGCAUUUAAUAUUAUCCAGGGAGGCUUCUUGGGCAAAACCACACUACGAAUUCAAUUUCAGCCGCAUGAAAUUCAGGGGAAAUGGUGCACUCAGCAACAUCAGUGACCUUCCUUUUCUUACAGAAAACUCUGCCUUUCAAAAAAUGGCACUUCAAACUAAACAGGAUGGGAAAAAGGACAUGAGCCAUUCAUCUCCUGUGGAUUUAAAGAUACCACAAGUUCGAGGCAUGGACCUUUCAUGGGAGUCCCGCACUGGUGACCAGUACAGCUAUAGCUCUUUGGUAAUGGGUUCACAAACGGAGAGCGCGCUUAGCAAAAAGUUAAGGGCUAUCCUUCCGAAACAAAACAGGAGAAGUUUGCUGGAUGCUGGACCAGAUUCCUGGGGCUCAGAUGCUGAGCAGUCUACCUCUGGACAGCCAUAUCCCACCUCAGAUCAAGAGGGAGAUCCUGGCUCCAAGCAACCUAGGAAGAAAAGAGGGAGAUACAGACAGUACAACAGCGAGAUACUGGAGGAAGCAAUCUCUGUGGUUAUGAGCGGGAAAAUGAGCGUUUCCAAAGCUCAGAGUAUUUAUGGGAUCCCCCACAGUACACUGGAGUACAAAGUUAAAGAGAGGCUGGGCACUUUGAAAAACCCUCCAAAGAAAAAAAUGAAAUUAAUGAGGUCGGAGGGGCAGGAUGUUUCAGUAAAGAUUGAAUUAGAUCCCCAGGGAGAAGCAGCACAAAGUGCGAAUGAAUUGAAAGAUGAGUAGGGAUGUUGUAGAGUGCCAAUUACUUUGCAAACUGGGUGAGCACUACUGCAUAGUUCAACCACCACUGAGCACACCUGAGUCUCCUGUUUACUGCAAUGCUCUUUCCUUUGCAGUUUAGCAUAGACUUGUGUGGACACAGGUGAGAGGUGUGCUCUGAAUGUCACAUUUGUAAAUUUUUUUAGCCUGGUAUAGUGCAGUUUCCCUCCUUCACCUGCCCACUACCCCUUUUUUCUUCUUCUUCUUCUUUUUUUUUUUUUUUUUUUUUCAUUUGUCUUUUGCAUGUUUCUCUGUAAUAGAGAGUUGACUUACCUCACAAAGAAUGCAGAUCUGUUGGAAGUGGACAUUUUGCCUGUAGAGCCUGCCUGAACUUCUCAUGUUGGAUUUCUCAUGCCUGCCUUUAUGGAAAUAAGUCCACUUUGUUAAACUGAUACUCUCUUAAAACCAGGCUUUUUUUUUUUUUUUUUUUUUUUUUUUUUCAAAUGAGAGUCAGACUGUCAUUCUUCAAAAUCUUUCAGAAAUCUUUUUCCCCCUUCUUUUCUUUGAUCCAGUUGAUUGAAAGACAUAAGCUAAAUCAAGUCAUUUAGGAAUGGUACCUCUCUUGAACUCAGAGAUUUGUUUAUUAGAUGGAUAAUCAGUUGGGUCUAAUUAGGCUCUCCGCUAUAUUCUUUCUAAAUUAAACAUACUUAUCAUUCACUAUCUGCUUAGUGCUCACCCAGAGGGGAGGGAAAACUUACAUACACUACCUUCAGAAUAUGUCAGUUAAUUAUUUGUAACACUACCUUCGCUGUAAUUUUGUUUGAUACUUUUGAAGGGUGAUAUUUAGACUCACCUGCUUGAGGAUGUAGCCUUAUCUCACGGAAGACAAGCUUCUCACAGUCAGGAGCAGUCAGGGUACACUAAAUGAUGUAUUAGGGUUUGCCUCAUUAUAGCAGAACUAUGGUUCUUGAUGACCUUUAUGCUUUUUACAGACUUGAUUCUGAGUUUACUAAACUAUGUGGUUCCAACAACUAGUUUAAAUUACUCUAAUCCGGGGAAGGGGGAUUUGUGUAACAAACUGCUGUGAUAAUGCAAAAGAAGAAGAAGAAGAAACCCACAAAACAGUGAUCUCUAACGUUACAACCUCAGUAGUCUGCCCAAAUAUCCACAUUAGUGAAGGAGCUUGUUAAUGUUCAGGGAAGAAGUAAAACACUGGUAGCCUGAUCUAGUUCAGGCUCUGCAUCAUAUCUAUCUGUAAUACUGUCAGGGUCGAACACUCAAUGAUUGGGUGUUUGCUUUUUAAUAUUACAGUUGCCAGUAGCAGGAAUGAAUCCAAGUCCUGCUUUUUUUGUUGUUUUUAUUUAAUCUAUUUUGCUAGUGGUUUAGCACAUGCUAGAAUAAGCAUUUAAACACCAUGAAAGCACUCCAUAAACCACGAAUCCAGUCUUUUUCAAUAUGAUGAUAUUGUUAUCAUUAUAUGGAGAUCCAGGAUAAGUUUUGUACAGAACUUUUACCUUUGAUACUUUCUGCAGGAGUGGUCAGUAAAUAGGUGGAGUUUACUGGACUAGGUAGAAUAUGACCAAAUCAGAAUUGCUGGUUCUUCAGGUAGAAACAGUUUGGUCUUAAUCUGUACAAAAGGUAGAUAGAUUUUUCCUGCCCCCCCCCCCCCCCCCCCCCAUUUGCACAACCAAAAGAAGCAUUGGAGUUUUGUGUGAGAGCAUUAAGUGAUUGAAAGUGGUUUCUCAAAGUUCAUGGGAGGGUGGCCUAGAUAGCCCUAGGGAUGCUGAAUGACUUCUGGAACAGUUGAUCUAUUAGCCUCUCCCCCUCCCCAGCAACUUCAUAUUUUCAAAGGUUAGGCACACCAUUGCUGUUUUAAAUAUGCACUGCUCAUUCUUGAAACAGACUGGGCAUUUGGCCCCAAGUAUAUUUUGGUUUUUGUUUAAUAUAUUUUAGUACUCAAAAUCCUGUUUCCUCAUAGCUUUCUAGUUGUCAUCUUGACAUUUAAAGCAGUUUAAGCUCAGUAGCAGUAUAUAAACUCUGCAAUACGUUCCAGUUUAGCUGGUGAUUGCAAUAAAGAUGAAGUUAAACGUGUGGUUUUCAUCUGCUGUUGGAGGUUAUGGUAGAAAGUUUGCUGCAAGUUAAAAAAAAAAAAAAGUAUCACAGUUUUACUGUUCAGAGAGGUUUAACCUUUUGCAGUUGUCUUUAUUUAAGCAACAUGAGUUGAGUUUUAUAAAACUUGUCACUGUAGUGUAUGUGGAGUGCUCAUUUUACUAACCUAAAUAUUUUGUAUGUGUAUGUUUAAGUGGGUGACAAUCGUGCAGCAGAAGAAUGGUGUGCCUACCCUUUAAUGCUGCAGUUUUAAAAGAGAAUUUGUCUUGUCAUUUCAGACUGUAGGCUAAGAAUUGUAAAUAGAUAGUGAGAAGUUGAGUACUCUUUAUUUGCUUUGGUUAGAAAGUGGAUUUUUAAAAAAACCAACAACAAACCAAACGUGUAACUUUCUCAGUUUAAAUGUCCUGAGACCUGAAGAUUGUAAUACUCAUGUCUGCAAAGCUUUUAAACACAACACUUGAUCUGUGAUAACUUAAUAUUCAGGUAAUCUUUCUUUUUCGAGAAGCUUUUGAACAACCACAUUUCCUCCAAAGGUCUCUGUUUAAAAAGGAAAAAAAAAAAAGUAAAAAAAAAAGUAGAUUAUUUUUUAAGCACUAAUUGCAUUACAUUGGUAACUGCAAUAUAAAAUAGCCAUUAUUGUUUUGUGAAGCAUGGUUGAGAUUAGUUAGUGGUCCCUUUUUAAAAUUUCAUGAGCCUCUCAAAAAAUAAAAACAAAUUUAAAAAAAAAAGCUGCUGAAUAUUCAAAAGAUAUAUAUUUUACCUUAUUGUAGGUUUUGUAAAUUUAGUCUGUAAUAUUCAGGUGCACCUUUUAAUGUUAACUUUUUGUUUAAAAGUCCCAUCUAAUGUAUUUUCUCUGAGGUGAUUCAUCACAUAAGACUAGUAUCACUCUAAGUGCUGCAGUGAUCACUAAUGUUUUGUUUCAUUUUUCACUACGUAUUUUUUACAGGCGCUUUCAGUGUAGCUAACUAGUAGUAUUUGGGAUAAUUUUAAAUAUAUGAUUGGAAUUAAUGUUUGUCCAUUAGCAUGCUUAAUUUUCUGCUGACCAGCAGUUUGCAUGGCCAAAAUCCCUGGUUGACCAUAUUUUGGUGUGGGAAGGUGUGGUUCACUGCUGUCUUUGUAACAAAAGCCUUGUUUCUCAUGCUAUUUCUGAAAAGUGGAUGCUUAUGUUACUUGGAUCACUUGGACAGGAGAGAAGGUUUGAAAUCUUUCUCCUGCUGCUCUUUUGAGAUCACAUUAACAUGUAACAUAGACAAACUGCAACCCUGUAAAAAUCGAGAUGUCAUUAGCAGGAGGCCUUUCGGGCAUUUUUCGUCACUAGUUUUCUCUUAUUCCUGAGAAUGUCCAUCCGAUGUAGUUAUUUGGACUUAACAGUAUUGUUGUGUACUACAUUGAUGUAGCUGAAGAAGCCUGACAGCAAGAAACUGUGAAUAAUAUUUGUGGCAGUCUCUGAAAACUAGUUUUUCAGUCCAAGUAUCAUGAAGGAGAAUCCCUCUCCCCUGCCCCAUCCUAGAAAAGUAAUUUUAUAUUUUGUGUGUAUAAAGUUUGAAGAAUCAAGUUUCAUAUUGUACUGAAGUUUAGGUGUCGCUUGGUAAAUCUUUGCUGCAGCAUAUAAUUGAAGAUGAGUAAGGCUUAGUGUGGUAGGGGUCCUGGUGUGGAGUUAAUUAUCGUACAGUUCUGGUGAGAAAGCCCAACAUGUAUGAAAUGUGUCCUUUUUUUUUAUUUGGACUUGUAAGAUGUGAAAGUGCUUUUUUAGAACUCUGACCUAUUACAAACUAUUACCUCACUUUCAGCCAGUUGGAUCCUCAUUCCACAGUGUUGUAGGCAUUAUUGUGGCCGUAAUGCUUGAGUACAGCUAUAGAGUUGAACGUUUCCAGUUAGAUAUUGUAGGGACAUGUAUCUGGACUUGUUUUUACUUCUGUCAAAAGAUAUUUUAUUUCCCAGUCAUUCCCUGUCUGUCUGGUUGGGUUUUUUUUAAAGGUUCAAGACAGUUUCCUUUAGAAUUUCUCAUUUUUCCCUGUUACAUGGGUGAACUUGCUCCAUAAGCAACACAGUUAUGCCUUUACUUUCUUCUGGUUGCAGAACUCACAAUUUUAUGCUUGCAUUACCAACCCUAUUGUUAGACCCGAAUUUCAACUCUGAAUUUUCUUGGUAGUUGGAGAAAAGAAAUUAUUUUUAACAAAUGCAGGUGUACAGGUAGGAUAGUGCCUCUAGUACAGAGAACACACUCAAAGCUUCUCAAGCAUCUCCUAUAACCACCUUUUUUGUAGAGCUUUCCAGUGUUCAAGGAUAUUCUCAAACAUGGGAGGCAGGUGUUUGGACCAGUUGAGAGCAGGCAUGGAAUAGUCUGUGCUUUGUCUUGUGGCAGGCCAACAUUUGAGUCUAAAUACUUUCAUGAGUUACCUGAGGGUACAUUGCCUUGCCCUGGAAAUUCACAGGAACUGGCACAGUGAUUCAGGGGCUUCAGGGUUGAGUAAGCUUUGUGUAGACUAGAACAACCUUUUAGUUCUGAUGGAAUUGCUUUUUGUAUCAUCUGAAACAAUCGUUACACGGGCAAAACUGGAAUUAUCAUGUGUUUUUUUCCAGUUUACUUUGAAGUAACGCUCUUAAGAUGUCCUUGAUUCUUAGGAGAAGAACAAAGUGUCCAAGGAGUGAAGGGAACGCUGUGCCGAUCCCUUGUUUCUCAAAAACACUGUGGCUACAUCUGUAACAGAAAGAGCCCUUUCCUCAGUGAAGACCAAGUUUUAACUUCUAAGUAUAAGAAUGCAUAUGCUUGCUGCAGUCCAAACUCUUACGAAGGCAAAUUUACUAACCUGUACUGAAAGCUUUGUCACAAUAUUUUAGAUAUUUUAAGUUCUCUGCCAAAUCUUUGAGGUAGAACAGGAAGGGUUGUUUCCCUCAUUUUGAUGAUGCUCAGAAACUUGUAGGUUUUAUCUGCAAAUGUUUCAGAGACAAAUGUAAUUUCAGUCAAAGUCAAUGUUGCUUUUUCUUGGCACCAGUAGAUAAUGUUGACUAAUGCUUCUUUAAUAAGCUGUAUCUAAAAAAAAAAAAAAGUUAGAGACUACUCUUGGUGUUGUAAAGGUUUCCACUUGAUCUCAAAUUACAUUAAAAGCUCCAUAAUUAGAACCUUCAGAAACCUGAAAAUUUGCACGGCUAGUUACAUGCAGUUCUGUUGGAUGUAGCAAAUACAGUAACCACUACAGAUAUUAAUUUUUAAUUAUUCAGUACAUAAACACAAUGUACAGUGAUCACUAAGCAGGGAGAUAUUGUGGAUUCAAAAUUAACUGUAGAUGCUCUCCACAUAUACCACAAAAAAAACGGAAGUAGUUACAGCAUUCCAGAGUCCAUUCCUCUGCCUCUCUCCUGUUCUUGCUUCAACUGGGGCCAAGUCUCUAUACCAGUAUUACAGCAGCUGUUUAGGACUUCAUGUUCUACCCAGUUCUGCCUAUAUUCAGGUAUUGUCAUGAAAACCUUGAUAUUGAGAGAGCUUUAUUUAAUCCUCCCAAAAAUCUCUUAGCCCAGUUGCAAAAUCAGUUUUGCUGGACAAUGUACUAGGAGGAAGGAUUUCUUUCAGCCUGGCCAGGGCAUUUCAUUCACUCUCUUAAAAACAAACAUCCCUGCCCCUGACCCCAUGCUUAUCUCUACCAAAUUGGUAAGUAUAAUUCAGAAGGACUCACAAUGAUAACUCUUAGCUGAUGGAGCAGGGAUUGGGACAGAGACUUCAUUUUGACUCGAGCAGGACAAGUUAACAUCACAAAACAAUUUCUGUCGUCAUCACCUUGUGUGGUCUAACUUAAUGGUUUUUUCCUACUUGGAAAUAAUGAACACACUAUUACAACUGCUUAUACAGUUUAUCAACUACUUGGUGCUACAUUUCUCAAAUAUUUUUGCAGAUAAUGUUUUUUAUGCCUGCACGUGAAAGCAUGUAAACUUCACUGUCACUAUAAAAAGCACUUGUCUGACCUAUUAUAAAGUACCAGAAAAGGGAUAAGUAACUGCAGCACUUUUUCUGUUACAAUGCCAGAGUCUUAAUUAAAUCUGGUCUUCAGGUUAUGAGAUACUUUAAACGUACAAUCUAGGAUCAUUAAUGGCUUUUCAGGUCAGAUCACAGGUUCUCUUGGGAUACUAAUCUGUUAAAGACUAGUACAACAAAUUAUUCUGAAGUUCAGGCAGGGGAUGUAUAUAUACAUGCCUGAUAUUUUUAACUAAUCAUUUCAAUAGGCCAUUUCAGGGCUUGACAUUUGGAGUCUGGGAUGAUGGGUAGGGAAAGGGAAGUUUCCCAAACUGAAAAAUCAUUUUGGACCAUUGUUUAAUAUUCAGUUUGAAAACUAUAUCACAAGAAAAAUGGGAUUCUUUCUCCCUUAUGCCUUCAGGGAAUGAGUAGUAUUUAAAAUCUCUGGCUGAAAUUCAAGCCUUUUUACCAUGUAAAUUUUUAAUAUAAACUCAUUGACAUGCUUUUUACAUCUGAGGACUGAAAAUGGAUCUUAAUGUUUAAGUUGUGGAAUGGUAUAUUUCUUAAAUGAAGGGGGAACAUUUAAAAAAAAUAGAUUAGAAUACCAGCAUUAGUGAGCUUAAGGAAUUUUAGUAUGUAAUAGCAAAGUAUAGCAAAGUACUUGAUUAAAAAAUUAAUCUUGAAUUGCUAGUCUGUAACUAGGUGCAUUCUAAUUUAGCAGGUGAAUAUUCUUUACUUAUCGAUAUAUGAUGGGCUUUUUGCAAAUAGAAACCUUUAUCUGAGUCCCAUGUGUUGCUUGUACUGAUGGGAUGUAUGCUUACAGCAGCUUACUGCUGCUUUAAAAUGUAUAAAAUAUGUUUUGAGUGUUUGCUCAUAACUCUUUCUAACCUCCACUUGUUAAAUUGUCAGACAUUGGUAUUUUAUCAGUCCGCAAUAUAAGUUUGAACUAAUGUUCUUAGGAAUCCAACUUGUACACACACUGUUUAAAAACCCUCAGGGACAGUUUACACACUAUCCUCACUCAAUUCAGGUACUUGUACUCUCUUCUUAAACCUAGCAGUGACUUGUAUUUUGUUUUGCUUUUCUUUUGACGUGCUGAUAGCACAUCCUUGAUGAAUGUCAACUUAAAACUCAGUUCAGGUAUCCAGGUAUAACUCAGCCAAACGGAUUUUAAAGCUGCAUAUUUACUCUCCAGCACACAGUGCCUCAGACACUUAUAGUGGCAUUCUGUAUAUUCAGUUAUUACUACUGAGCAGAUCACGUGGGGGUUCCUGGUAUGUAUUGUAAGAAAUUCCUAUGUAUAUUAUAUAAUAUGUAUUAUAUUAUAUACAUAUAUAGUAUAUAUGUUAUCUUAAACUUAUAUAUUUUAAAAUGCCACUACUAGCCAGCGCAGCUAAAAACAAAAUACAUUCCCAACUGCCUCUGCGAACCGCAGAGGCAGCUUCUUAACGUGGCUCUUGCUUCUCUCUCACCAUAACUACUUCUAACCUCAAGCACGGGUCCUUGGCUGUCUGACCUCUACACUCUAGUUAUGCAAUGUCCUUAGAGAAUUCUGUGCACUGGCCACUGUGAUGGAAACCAAUGGGCCGGGAGUGCUUUGAGUUUAUUAGUAAUUGUUCUGCCAAAGUUGGUGUUUGUAUGACAAGCGUGUAAACCUGUCAGAUAAUCAGCAGAGGUCCAAGUCAGUAACGGUGUGCAUAAUCGCUUCCACCUAAUUGGCAGGACCAGACCCUCAGCAGGUGCCUCCUCUCUGAUGCUGAGCACUGAUUCAGAACGUGUUGGCACUUAACAUCUGUAGUGACAGGCCCCCGCGCCGGGCUUGCAGGGAGGCGGAACCUUAAAGUAAAAUCUGCUGCUCUGCUCUCGCAGUGAUCUGUUGGCAGUCGCAAGUCAGCAACACCUCUGCUUUAUUAUUUGACACUUUACAUCUAAAAAGUCUUCUCUUUCUAUUUAUGUAACCCAUAGUCUUUGAAGAGUAUGGAAAAUGGCAUUUCUCUCUGACCUCUAGAAGUUCAAGUGUCAUGGGAAAAAAAAAAAACAGGAACCCCCCCCCUUUACUCUUAUGGACCUCAUUUCAAUAUACUGUUUACAGUUUGACGGAAUUGUAUAAUUUAAUAUUUCUCUUGUACUGUAGUUUAUAUUUAUUUACAGAUUUUUUUUGUACUGUGUGAUUUGAAUUUUUUGUUCCUUGCUAUGAUCAAUGUUUUAUGUAGUAGAGCACUUAUGAUCACAAAUUAAGGUUUUUGGUUUGAUUGCACUACAUUAAUUUUUUAAUGCAGUUCUGAUUUUUUGACUGGACUAAAUAAGCUGUGUCUUAAUGUAUGUGAUAAGUACUUUUAAAUUUUUAUUUCAUGUGGUCCAUUUAUUUUUUGCAUUGUAUGUCAAAGCGCUAAUUCUCUUGUUGUGCAUGUGUAAGAUUUAAUGGCUCCAUUGUAUUAUUUGACCAUGUCAUUUUGGAAACACAUUCCCAGCUGUAACGUUGUGUAUGGUAGUUUUCACUGGAUGCUAGACUUUUCAAAACCACUAUUCUUCUAAUAAAUUUUGUUGUGAAAAACUUUAA